This is a messenger RNA of Penicillium lagena, 2280 nucleotides long. It is a transcript of the gene abp2, whose product is annotated as putative ARS binding protein Abp2. The record is from RefSeq and is a predicted model, not a curated record. The coding region runs from base 1 to 2280 and encodes 759 amino acids. The transcript has 2 exons. Gene Ontology annotation, molecular function: DNA replication origin binding. NCBI's taxonomy places the organism in Eukaryota, Fungi, Ascomycota, Eurotiomycetes, Eurotiales, Aspergillaceae.
AUGGAAGCUCCGUUCUCCAUGGAGUCUGCCGAUCGCUCCAAUCGCGCCGGCCUCGAUGGCUCACAAAUGGUCGUCCAGCAGUAUGCACGGUAUCCGUCAACAUUGGAAUCAACCCUGCAGACUGCUUCGUCCAUAGGAAGUGCUCGAAGUCAGCCGGAUGCCGACCAGUCGCCUACUCUUCGGCGCAAGGGAACACCGCGGAGCUUGCAAUCGUCUCCCAGGGGUAUGCGCUCCGGUCUUCCACUAUCAUCGGCCGCUCGCUCAGGCACCUCGAUGUCUCCACCGAUGCUGGACUCCCUCCGCCAGCAGCAGACCAAAGAUUCUGCGGACCAGGUCGAAUCUCGAGAGUUGCCAAUUCGAGAUCUCACCGAUGACACAAUUGACGAUGCUUAUGUUGCCUUCAUUCUUUAUUGCAAUCCCAAUGUUCCAUCUUCGGUCGACGACACUGAAUUGCGACGAGCCUUUCGCUGCCCGCCACGGAGUGAUGGCAAAAGCUUCAGUGUUUUUACCCUCUUUGAACUCAUUCGAAAACUGGACAGCGGCGAACUGAAAACAUGGAUUCAACUGGCCACGGAGCUGGGAGUAGAACCACCUUCAAUAGAAAAGAAACAGAGUACUCAAAAGGUUCAACAAUACGCUGUUCGACUCAAGCGUUGGAUGCGUGCAAUGCAUGUCGAUGCCUUUUUUGAAUACUGCCUUGACCAUGCACAUGUGUACUAUACGCAACUCCCUCCAGUGGGGCCGUUCGUGAAUGAUUCACGGGAUGGUGUUCCGUUGGAAGAAGAUCUCGCUCUUCGGGCUCUGGUCCCGCAGUGGAAGCCAAAACGUGGCAGGAAAAGGACCGAAGAUAAAGAAGCCGAGGAUGAGAAGCUUGUCAAAAGACCUCAGUUGGAUACUUCUAUCGACGCCCUGCAUCCCAGCAGUUUCCAGACCCAUUCGAUACCUUUCCCACAAAGCGCCAUCCCGUUCAGUGCAUAUCCUAGUGAUACCGAUCCAUGGAUGACUGCAGCAUCUUCAUUUACUGCACCCGGUUCAGAUAACCCAUCGGAUCAACAGGCCCAAGACACCAGGUGGAGGCUUCCAGAUCGUGAGGCAUCGCCAUCUGGCUACCCUCACUCUGCGAUACUUCCCCGAGGAAGCCACCCAUCUGAGAUGCUUGGAUCUACUGAGCCUAGGUCCGCCAUGACACCUAUCUCCGGCGAUAAAUCGCGCUCCAAGAGACGGCAUGGACCGGCUGUCUCGUCUGCCUGGCCAAACAGUACUGGCUCAUCGACUACCAAGGGGCGUGGAAGACCGCCGAAUAAAUCAUCGUCUACCGGAUCUUUUUCGUCUUUCCAGGUGAAUCAAAAUCGCGAACCAUCACAUACCUCAAAUCCAAGUGCCCAGUCGUCUCCUCCCGUUUUCAGUCAGAAUCCCUCUCAAACCGUCCUCGAUACUGUGUACAACCAAUCUCCCACCCCAGCAGCCCAUGCACGGCCUGGGAAGCUUCAGCUACAGGUUCCUCAACAUUCAGGAGGACCAGUCCGUCUUGCAACGCCUCCCACGCUCCUUGUGAACGGAGUGAAUGGUGCUGUCAUUCCACAAGCGGGAGAAGACGAUAGGACAUUCUCAAGCCAGAUGACGGACAACCAUACGACAGAUAUUGGAACUGCGCGCACCAUUUCCGUCGAUGAUGUUAUUCGUGCACUUUCUGUGGAGCUGGCUCGCGCAAGGCUGUCUGGACGAGCCUCCGCCCUAAAGCUCGACGAAGCACAUGCUAUUGCCUCAGAAAUGGUGCUAAAUUUAUCCGCGUUGUAUUCACAGCUCCCACUGGGGCCGCAGCCAUUUGUCCUGGCUUUCCAUUUGGGAGUGGGACACCAUUUUGGCUUUACGAGUAACCAGCCAGGGUCCCUGACUGUGAAGGUAGACCCGGCAUCGGCGGAUGCGACUGGUGGAGGGAUCCCGGGUCUGCAUGAGCCAGCUGAUGGAAUCAUCUAUACUAUAUCCUACAACUACCAGCAGUCCUAUCAGUUCUCGGUUCAGGUAUUUCUUAGAAGCCCCAAUUCUGGAACAACAGUCGCAACUUUCGCUCCUCCAGUUAAGCCUGGGGAGUCAGUCCAUGACCCUGUCGAGAACGACCAUCCUGCCGAUUUUGAUCUUGAUGAAGACACAAGCAACCCAGUCUCUGAAGGAACCUGGAAACAGCGUUAUAUGCGCCUGCGAGCUCAGACGCAGAGAAAGGAACGUGCUAUAUCUCAGUACAAGCGCAGGAUUGUAGAAUCCGUUAUGGCCGACAUUUAA